This is a messenger RNA of Guyanagaster necrorhizus, 231 nucleotides long. RefSeq lists its product as uncharacterized. Lineage: Eukaryota; Fungi; Basidiomycota; Agaricomycetes; Agaricales; Physalacriaceae. The transcript is spliced from 4 exons. The coding region runs from base 1 to 231 and encodes 76 amino acids. The record is from RefSeq and is a predicted model, not a curated record.
AUGUCCGACACUGGCCGUCAAUCUUUCACCGACAAGGCUGGAUCGGCUUUGAAGCCUGAUAGCCAGAAGUCUGCCACCGAGCACAUGGGCGAUACCGUGAAAGGGUACGCCGACUCUACAGCCUCCACGCUCCAACCCCAGGACGAGAAGAGCAACACCCAGAAGAUGGAUGAUACUUUUGGCAGCAACUCCAAUGAGAAUGAUGUGGCAAUCAAUGUUGGGCGAGGCUAA